GUUACAUUUGAGCUAUGCAUCCUACCCUCGUUGCUCUCGCAAAGGCGUCAAGAAGGCCGCUCACUCCUAAGCGGGGAAAUAAGGACUACUACAAGGGUACACGACAGGCCUUUCUUCCCCAUGGUCGCCGUACGGGUGCACCGGGUCAACAUGUGGUCAAGGGCAAGGCCAAGUACAGGUUGAUUGACGAGAAAGUGAGGUUCUUCGUCGCGCCACCGGUGGAGGAGAUCAAUAACUCGAAGCUCAAACCCUACGUCGACAAAAACGUGAAGCUCACCGACGACCAAAGGAACGAGAUCUGGGGAAAGCUUCCGUGGGGUGGUCUUACGGGCAAAAUAUACCUUGACAGAACAUCACGGCCAGGUGGUUCGUCGAGCGUUAUCACCGAGGCGGAGGGAUCAUCAUAACUUCUCAGUGCGCGCAUGUAGGUGCAUGUAUGGUUGCGACUGCCUCAGUGGAGGGCGUGUUUGCUAUGAUCGUAAUUUAUGGUGUGCGCUUUU
Molecule: messenger RNA, 500 nt
Organism: Stereum hirsutum FP-91666 SS1
Lineage: Eukaryota; Fungi; Basidiomycota; Agaricomycetes; Russulales; Stereaceae
Exons: 3
Coding region: 15-407 (130 amino acids)
Biological process (GO): translation
Cellular component (GO): mitochondrial large ribosomal subunit
Molecular function (GO): structural constituent of ribosome
Source: RefSeq, a predicted model, not a curated record